Paramecium sonneborni is the source of this 1798-nucleotide messenger RNA. The record is from the annotation of a GenBank genome assembly. NCBI's taxonomy places the organism in Eukaryota, Ciliophora, Oligohymenophorea, Peniculida, Parameciidae.
AUGAUUGAGAAGUUAAAUGAGGUUAUGAAAUAAUCUUAAGAUAAUUAUGGUAAGGAGGAGGAAUAUAGAAAUACAAGAUAAACAGGAUGUACUGAAUAUUCUCAAACUUAAUCAAUAUUUUUUGAUCAACAAUUUUUGGGAUAAAGCUAAAUAUUAGUUACCUAAGAUGAAAUUUUAGAUGAAUAGUAAUCAAUGACGAUGUAUUAAAUAUUUAAUAAGAAUAGGAAAAAGCUUAAUUUGAUUUAUUUCAGAAUGAAGGGUCUAGUAGAAAGAAAAAAAUAUAUAUAUAUGAAAAAAUGGGCAAAAUAUAGAAAGCAUGUUUAUUAAGAGUUAAUGAUGACUGAAUAGGAUUACUUAAAUGAUUUAAAAUUAGUUAUUUAUAAUGUUGUACGAGCAUCUGAAUAAUUUAAACUAUUACCAGAAAAUGAGAUACAAAUAACUUUUAGUAAUAUAUGUCAUAUUUACGAAUUCAAUUAGAAAUUUUAUGAAGAACUUAAAUGUAAGAAUCUAAUAUUUAUUUAAAUUUAGAAGUAUUUGAUAAUUAUCAUCCAAAUUCUUGUUUUGGCAAUAUAUUUCAAAAAUUUAUUCCAUUUUUUAAAAUAUAUUUCUAAUAUUAUACAGAUUACAAGGAUUAUCAAAUAAAUUAUUUAAGAUAAACUUAUCCAGCGUUUAAUGAACAUUUAUUAAUUUUAGAAUAAACAAAUAUAUUUAGAGGAAUUGAUUUAAACUCUUUCUUAGUAAAACCAAUCUAAAGAUUACCAAAAUAUGCUUUACUAGUAAAAGACUUAGUUAAGCACACUUGGAAAAGUCAUCCUGAUUAUUAAAAUCUUGAAUAGACUCUAAUUGCAUUUCUUUAAGUAACAAAAAAAAUAGAUCAUUAAAUGGGAAAGUAUUAAUUUCUAUAAAAUUGUAGUAUUUUAAAAAAUCAAGCUCUUUUUGAUUUAUAAAAAAAGUUUUUUGAUGUUUUAAAUAUUAACAUAGUUGAAUCAACAAGAAAUUUUAUUUUAUCAGAAACAGUUUACUUAAAAUAGUUAUAAGAAGAGCCAGUUAAUUUAUAUUUAUGUAGUGAUAUGAUAAUUUUAUCAAAAAAAAUAGAUUUUCAUGAAAAAAAUAUAAAUGAAAGAUUAAUAACUUAUGGUUACAUUGAUGAGAAUUCAAAUUUAUAGAAUGCUUCAUCAAAUCAUUUAUAAUUAAUAUUAAAAACACAAGAUUAACAAAUAAUAUUUAUUUGCCAAGAUUUGGAAUAAUAAUAAAAAUUAUCAUCCUAUCUAAAUAAUAUCAUCAAAGCAAAACACUAAACUAUAUAUCCUAAAACAAAUUCUAUUAAAAAUAUAUAAGUUGAACCUAUAAGAGUUUUUGUUACUGAAAUAUCACGAGGAUAAUCAAGAAUACCAUUUAAAAAAUUUGCAAAAUAUGAUAUUAAAGUAUAAAUAUUUCAUAAUUAUAGGUUGUUUAUGAUAAGAAAGAGUAUCAAAUAUGGACUAGACAUAAAAUAUUGUUGAAGAUUCAAAAAAAUCUUAAAAAACAAUAUAAAAAACUUUAUGAAUCUUUGAGAGAAAAAUGUAUUUUAUUUUAAGAUUGGAUUGAUAAUAAAUUAAACAAAUAAAAAAAUGACGGGAGAAAAAUUAUUGUUGAAACAUUUUUAGAAACUCUUUUAAAUUCUGAAUUCGUGAAAUUAACACCUGAAUAUUAUCUUUAGCUUCUUGGGCUUCCUUAAAAUUUUUAUGAUCAUACUAUUGUUAAAUCCUUUUCUAUUUUAGAUUCUUCAGAUGAAUCAAAGUCUAGUUAAGAUUCAUGA